Molecule: messenger RNA, 1991 nt
Organism: Daktulosphaira vitifoliae (grape phylloxera)
Lineage: Eukaryota; Metazoa; Arthropoda; Insecta; Hemiptera; Phylloxeridae
Product: transmembrane protein 205
Exons: 4
Coding region: 138-1097 (319 amino acids)
Source: RefSeq, a predicted model, not a curated record
CGUCUUACAGUCUUUCCAACGCCAGCCGGCCGUAUCGUCCGGACGUAAAACGCCAAGUUUUCAAUUGUUGCGAUAACAGACGUCGUAUUUUUACUUGUCGAUAACGCUGACGAUUACUCUUCGCCUUAAGUAUCAUCAUGUGCGGUACGGCCAACAAAAUGUCGUCGUCAGCGUACGUCGAAGAUCCGCGGCGGGUCGACUCGGUCGCCUAUCACUACUUGAGAACCAAAGAACCGAUAGCCGAUCAAGAGUACUCGCCAUCCGAAGAACCAGCGAAAACCGUCGGCCGCCCUCACGGUCACCAUAUCGGUGGCCUUCAUCACGCCGGUGUGCACGUAGCUGGCCAUCAAAAGCCCGACGAUCUGCUCACCACCGCCACGACGGCUACUAAAAACGCUUUCGACAAAUGUGUCGAGCUGUUGAGACAUUUCCAAAAGUCUCCCAUGUACAAAAUAUUGUUUUUCGCUCAGCCGGCCCACGUCAUCAUGUUGUUGGCCAUCACGUUGGUAGCUGCAUCCAUGUUUCCAAACAAUAUGAAAAAAACCAAUACAGUCGACGGUCAAGAACAUGUAAAGCCCAGGACUUUUGUCAACUUUGUCUACUUGGCCGCCUUUUGCACUCACGUGGGAGCCCAGUUCUGGAUGACAUUCAUUUCUGGAUUGAGUUUGUACUUCAACUUAGCGAGACACGCGUUCGGCGAUGUCCAGAAAAUACUUUUCCCAAAAUACUUUUCAUUGAACAGCCUGCUCAGUGCUAUCACACUAAUACAAUUUGGCAAAAUGCACGUGACUUCAAACGUGUGGGACAUGCACACUUAUCUACAAGUGUUUGUGCUCAGUCUGUGUUUCUUGUUGGAACUCAUUAUCCGGUUGUAUGUUGUGCCACCCCUACUGAAGCUCAUCACUAUUAAAAUGGCCAUCGAAAAGUCAGCUGGCGUCGGCACCGAAGUCGGCCACUAUGACAUUGGCCCGCUCGUCAACUGCCCGCACUACAUGGCCAUUCACCGGGCCUUCCGGCAAGUCCAUUUGUGCGUGGCCAUCGGCAACAUAGUGACCAUGAUGUGCACUUCGUUCCACCUGAUGUACAUCGCCUCCUAGUCCUCAGCAACAUCACAUGCUGCCAAACGACCAGAACACUCGACACUCGCCCUCGACGCGGUUGUUCAAACACGAUUGAUCAUAGAUUAAUGAUCGAGCGUAACAUUUUUUGUAUUUAUUUAUUUGUUCUCUAGUCGAUAACUUGAGAAUUUUUAAGAUACAUUUUUUAAUUGUUAGUUUUAUUCGUACUAUUUUGUAACAUCAUCAAAAUGGAUUUCAUAAAUUGAGCGAACGACACAAAAUGAAUUACGAAAACUGUAUUAAAGUGAAAUUAGCCCGUCGGAAUUUAAUUUUGAAAAGGUUAAUCGGUCUGAUGAUAUAAGUUUACUAGGUUUUGUAGCGUUUGCCGUUUGCAAAUAUUAUCUUGUUAGAACAUAGACAAUAAAAUAAGAAAAAAAUUUAUUGUUUUGUGUAAUUUUGUACAAUUUUUGUUUUAUUUUGUGUAUAAGUUUAUCGGUAGGAAUUUCAUUUUAUAUUAAUGUUUGUAAUUAUCAUUAAAGCAUUACGGUACUCGAACCGUUUAACGACAGACAGUCGGCGCGCCAACACUAACAGAAUAACCUUUGUUUAUAUACAUAAAUAUUUAUUAUAAAAUAUUAUACAUGUAUUUUUUUAUACUAAUCGUUUUAAUGUAAAUUAGAUUUACGAAAGUUCAAUUGUUUUGAGAUGAUAUUAAUUUAUGUAGGCCUACGGUUGGUAAUUUUAACGGUUCCUAUAGAACUAUCGUCAAUGUCAAAGACUGUGAAGUGUAUUUUUUUUAUAUUUCGUAGGUGGAUCGUAUCAUGUUUAGUUAAGAUAUUUUUGUUGUUAGAAUAUUCUAAUCGUUCCUAUAUUAUUACUCAUUGUUGCGGAUAUUUUUUUAGAUUUAAAUAUACAAUUAUUAUGUAUAAACAA